Molecule: messenger RNA, 1944 nt
Organism: Closterium sp. Naga37s-1
Lineage: Eukaryota; Viridiplantae; Streptophyta; Zygnematophyceae; Desmidiales; Closteriaceae
Source: the annotation of a GenBank genome assembly
AUGUCAACCAAAACCCAGCAAAAUGUUGAGCACCAGGCAGUAAUUCGCGGAGCGAGCGUUGGCGGGAGUGAAGGAGAGCGCAACCAGGUGAGGGAUGAGCGGAGCAGGUGGGGGAUAGGCGGAGCAGGUGGGGAGAGGCGGAGCAGGUGGGGGACAGACGGAGCAGGUGAGGGACAGGCGGAGCAGGUGGGGGAUCGGCGGAGCAGGUGGGGGGCGGAGCAGGUGGGGGGCGGAGCAGUUGGGGGAGAGGCGGAGCAGGUGGGGGAGAGAGGGCUGGGGGAUGCAGUCACGAGAGCGCCUUGUACCCCCUCCCGCAUUGCCUCAUUCCUUGUGACCCAUUAUCACCCACCAUCACCCAUCACUACCCAUGAUUACCCCCCCCGCCCACCAGUCAAGCCCCAACCUGCUGGACGUGUCGUGGGAGAGAGAGUGAAGGGGCUUUUGAGAAUUCUCAAAAGUAGCAUCAACAUGGCUGGGGAGAGCGGCCACGAGAGGUCUUUUGAGGCGCCUCAAAAGCCAAACCUGCUGGACGUGUUGAGGGAGAGGGGCCUGGCCGAUGCAGUCACGAGCGAGGCAUUCCGGGAAGCGGCAGAGCACCCUUUGAAGAUCUACGUCGGCUUCGACCCCACCGCUGAAUCACUCCACCUCGGAAAUCUCCUCGGCAUCAUCGCCCUGGCAUGGGCGCAGCGGUGUGGGCACACAGCAGUGGCGCUGCUGGGGGGGGCUACAGCGCGGGUGGGGGACCCCUCGGGGAAGAGUGUGGAGCGGCCAGUGAUGGAUGAGGAGACGAUUGCGAGGAACAGCAGCGGUAUCUACAAGGUUCUUCAAGACAUUCUCUCACGACCGGAGAACCAAGGAAGCGUUCCCGGUGGAAAGCUAGAGCUGGUGAACAACUACGAGUGGUGGAAAGGUGUUUCGCUGCUGGAGUUCCUGAGGGACGUGGGCAAGCACGCGCGGGUGGGGGCGAUGAUGGGCAAGGAGAGUGUGAAGAAGAGACUGGCGUCAGAGGAGGGGAUCAGUUACACGGAGUUCACAUACCAGCUGCUGCAGGGCUACGACUUUGUUCACCUCUACAAGGAAAAAGGCAUCACGGUCCAAAUGGGGGGUAGUGACCAGUGGGGCAACAUCACUGCUGGCACCGACCUGCUGCGACGGCUGCAGGCAGCAGGCGUUGUUCCCUCCAGAGCGCCCACAGGGGGAGAGGGGCAGCACGCGGAGCAGCAGCAGGCACAUGAGGAGCAAAAAGGGCAGCAGGAGGAGGGGAAACAAGCGCAGGAGCAGCAGGAGCAGGGGGAGAGGGGUCCGAGUGUGUUUGGGCUCACGUGGCCCCUGCUGCUGCGCAGCGAUGGGAGCAAGUUCGGCAAGUCGGAGGGCGGGGCCAUCUGGCUGUCUGCUGCCAUGCUCUCGCCCUACAAGUUCUACCAGUACCUCUUUGCCACACCUGAUGCUGACGUCAUCAAGUUCCUGCGAAUGCUCACCUUCCUGCCCGUGGCGGAGAUCGACCAAUGGGAGGCCGCCAUGUGUCAGCCGGGCUACGAGCCCAACGCCGCCCAGAAACUACUGGCGCAGGAGGUGACUCGUUUUGUGCAUGGGCAGGAGGGCCUACAAGAAGCGCUAAGAGCCACGCAAGCCCUUGCACCAGGUUCCACCUCCACCAGACUAGACCCGGCCACUCUCGAAGCAAUCGCUGCUGAUGCACCCUCCACCUCGCUCCCAUGGGCCGACGUGAUUGGCCGAACCGUUGCUGACGUGGCAGCGGCAUCGAAGCUAGUGGGUAGCAAGGGGGCGGCGAGGCGGCUUGUGCAGCAGGGAGGGAUGUAUCUAAACAAUGAGAAGGUGGGGGAGGGGGAGAGGGUGGUGGGGGAGGAGGAUUUGGUGGGGGGAAACAUGCUGCUGCUGGGAUCGGGGAAAAAGAACAAGCUGAUUGUGAGAGUGGAGCGGUGA